Molecule: messenger RNA, 4020 nt
Organism: Penicillium odoratum
Lineage: Eukaryota; Fungi; Ascomycota; Eurotiomycetes; Eurotiales; Aspergillaceae
Gene: sskB
Exons: 2
Coding region: 1-4020 (1339 amino acids)
Biological process (GO): stress-activated MAPK cascade; protein phosphorylation
Cellular component (GO): cytoplasm
Molecular function (GO): MAP kinase kinase kinase activity; ATP binding
Source: RefSeq, a predicted model, not a curated record
AUGGAGCACCCUGACAUUGCCAGCCAGGACUCUGAUGGCUCGGGCUCCUCGGAUGAGUUCCCCUCUCAAUAUCCUUUGAGGGAGAACUCAUCCUUCGUGGAAGUGUUUGAUCCGCAAGUCCAGACACCUGCCACCACCAUCGGCUCAUCCCCUCCAUCAGCCCAUUCUCCGAAUCUAACAUCCUCAUGGUCGAGUACACCGACAAUACGUCCACGUGGGGCUAGUAUUGGAGCAUCUGUCGCCCUCGAGAAGCCUGAUGGCCUAGCGAUGCCUGGAGAUCUGCGAGCGCAGCGUCCUUCCGCCCCCGCGAGAACCCCCUCCAACACCUAUGCUCCUCAGCGAAAACCUCCACAAUAUAUCAGUCUGCAACAGACUGAACGGACUCGUUCCUCAUCGGCAAAGCGAGGAACCCGACGCGACCCGAAUGCUCAAUAUCGCGCCCAAGAAAAGGCCUAUGUACAGCGGAUCCGCGCCAACCCGCAGGCCUGGUACCAUCACUUCGACGACGCACAAGCCUUCCCCUCAUCCGAGGUACCCUUUGAAGACGAUUCCUACGACCCCGAUACGCAAUUAUUUCUCCCCCACGAUAAUAUGCCCACAGCGGAAGAACUGCGCAACCCCAAAAACCAAGAGCGGCUCGAAUGGCAUUCUAUGUUGGCAUCGGUCUUGAAAGGAGAUGUGGUCAAGCAAGAGAAACAGCGGUUACUGGGAUCAACAGAAUCGAACCGAUCGGCGGCUUUGAGUCAGGCUAUUUGGAUCGGUGUCAAGGCGCGGACGUGUGGGCGGAGCGUCGCUCUCCAGCAAAAGCUUAUCGAAGAUAACCGCCGCAAGUUAGGACCGGUCAUUGAGGAUAUCAUCAACUUUCAAAUCAAAGGUGAAACUGAAAUCGGAAGAACACCGAGGCAGCAAGUAGAAGAUGUUGUGGAGAAAAUCGAGCGCUGCGAGGAGCUGUACUCCACCCGCAAAGAUAUGGAAGUUGCCAAUCCCCGCACAGCCUCCGAGGAAUUCUAUUCAAGCCACGAGGCGAUAUUUGCCUGGCACAACAUCACCGCUCUCAUCAAUACAGAACUAGCCGUGCUGCAAAAUUGGGUCGGCAACGAUGCCCUUGACUUCAGCCAGCCCAGACUCAAGUCAUACGGCAGCGAUAUGCCUGAUGACACCUCCUUCCUGGAUCGUAUCAUGAAGGAAGACGGUCUGAAGACACUUCAAGGCGAUCAUAGCAUGCUCCAAGGCAUUGGCGAGGUCAUCCAGAAAGCCAAGAACACCCUGAUCGAGAAUUCACAGGCUUUUGCGGCACGCCAUCUUCCGCCUUACAUCGAAGAACUUCUCACUUUAAUCAACUUUCCUUCACGCUUGAUUCAAGAAAUUAUUCGUGUUCGCCUGUCCUACGCGAAGACUAUGAAAGACCCAGCUCAGCAAUCACCGAUCUUGGUGGAUCAAAUGAUUUCGCAAUUCCAGAUUUUGAUGAGAGUCGCCGUUGAGAUUAAGCAACGCUAUCUCGCCAUCUCAAUGCCUCAAUCUGGUUGGGACCUCCCACCUUGCGUCGACGAAAAUUUUGACACGGUAGUUCUCGAUGCUAUGAAGUACUAUUUCCGUCUGCUGAAUUGGAAACUCAAUGCCAAUAAGAACACUUUCAAAGAAGCCGAAAUUCUGGAGCAGGAGUGGGAGUACUCUUAUGAUCUUGGUCGACAGCUUGAAAAAGGUGACAUUGAGGUGGCCGAGCAGUUCAGUGCUUUGACCGCCAAGUCGCUCCAACGACUUAUGAUACACUUUGAGCGAGAGCUUGUGCCACGACAUAAUGAAAAUGUUAUAGACAUGGACAAGCGCUACAAAAGUAUCUUGGAUUCCACGCGUAUCCGUCAACGAAAGCUUUACCGGUUCUCCAGAUUUUUGUGCCAGCUGUUCGAAAAUGCCACUGAGUACAACAUUACGGCUGAUAUCGCCUACGAGUUCUUUGAGGCAUUGCUUAUUUCCGAUCACUUUCUCGUCACCUCACCCAACUCUGUUGGUCAAAAGGGUGUCUACUUGAUUGCACAUCAUUCAUUAUGGAAUCGUCCGGCUGAAAUCCAGGGCAUUCUCGCUACAUCCUUCCGAGAAGAUGAUGUUAAAAACACCACUGCGAUACCAUAUAUAUUGGUCAUUCGCCCAGAGAAACCACUGGGCUGGGCAGGAAAAGAGAUGCAGAUUGACAUUCUGGAGCAACCCACUGAUGUCCGUCUCGGUAAGCUUCGACUGGUUGUCGAGGGCUUGCAGGAGCGACUGCAGAAUGCCAGAAUGGAGUUGACGCACCUUACCGGUAUACAAUUGGACAUGGCGAUUGAGCAGCGCGCAAACCUUGGGCGUGUCAAUGUGGAAUUAAACAAGAUCAAGAAGAUCUCUUUCAAGCUCUCUAUGGCAAUCAUGGACAGUGUGGCUGUGAUCAAAAACCAAUUGCGAGAGAAGACAUGGGAGAACAACGACCUGGUUCAGGCUUGUUAUGCUUUCGCAACCGAGUUCGGAAAGCGAUCUUCCAGCUACGUGGACGCUAACAGGCGCGCUAUGAACAGUGCUAGGCUGGUGGAACUAUCUCUCGAUUGGGUCUCAUUCAUCUGUGAUGAUUGUGAUGCUGCCGACAGGAAAACGUUUAAAUGGGCUGUUGCUGCACUUGAAUACGCAAUGGCCAUCACAUCUAGCCGUCAUCUUCUCUCUUUGGACGAAGAACAGUUUGCUCGUCUCCGACUGAAGGUGGCAGGUUGUAUGUCUCUUCUUAUAUCUCAUUUCGAUAUCAUGGGUGCUCGAUCCUCUCUCGCGGCCCAGGCAGAAAAACAGCGGAUGGAGGAGCGGACUGGUGCCAGAAUGGGCAGCGCUAGCCGUAUUCUGAGCGAUCAAGAAGCAUCCAAGCUGGUCCGUGAACAAUGGGCUACUCGCUUGAGCGAGAUUGAAGAGCGCAGAGUCGAGGAAUCUGCUAAGCGCCGGGCCUUGGGAAGAGUCCUGGAAGGAUCUAACGAGGCGGACCGAUCUCUUACCGUGCUGUCAUCGUCUGCCACCAACGUCACCCUGCGUUGGCAACAAGGCCAGUUUAUCGGUGGCGGUACCUUUGGGUCUGUCUACGUUGCUAUCAAUCUGGACAGCAAUUAUUUGAUGGCAGUCAAGGAGAUCCGCUUGCAGGAUCCUCAGCUGAUCCCUAAGAUCGCGCAACAAAUUCGCGAUGAGAUGGGUGUGCUUGAAGUGCUGGAUCACCCGAACAUCGUGUCUUACCACGGCAUCGAAGUUCAUCGUGACAAGGUUUACAUCUUCAUGGAGUAUUGCUCGGGCGGUUCGCUUGCCAGCUUGCUGGAGCAUGGUCGGGUUGAGGAUGAAACCGUGAUCAUGGUAUAUGCCCUUCAACUCUUGGAGGGUCUGGCCUAUCUACAUCAGGCAGGAAUUGUUCAUCGGGACAUCAAACCCGAGAACAUCUUACUGGACCACAAUGGUAUUAUCAAAUACGUAGAUUUUGGUGCUGCAAAGAUUAUUGCUCGAUCAGGCCGCACAGUGGCUCCCGCAGACGGGCCAAACGGUAACAAGGAGCCUCUCAUUGGGAAGGAUCCACAGAUUACGAACCAACGCAAGAACCAAAAGACAACCACCGGUACCCCGAUGUACAUGUCGCCGGAGGUGAUCCGUGGCGACUCGGCUAACCGCCAAAGUGCCGUGGACAUCUGGUCCUUGGGUUGUGUGAUCCUUGAAAUGGCCACCGGCCGCCGACCAUGGUCUACUCUCGACAAUGAGUGGGCAAUUAUGUACAACAUUGCCCAAGGCAACCAGCCUGACCUCCCAGGUCCUGAUCAGCUGAGCGAGAUGGGCCUUGAUUUCCUUCAACGCUGCUUCGAAUGCGAUCCUCUUCGCCGAAUCACUGCUGCUGAACUACUUCAGCAUGAAUGGAUAGUCUCGAUCCGUCAACAGGUGGUGCUUGAGCCGUCUACCCCUAGCAGUGAGGCUGGAGGUAGCUACACCAGCUCCAGCUCCAACAGUCGGCAGAACUCGUCAUACGGGUACUCAUGA